AUGGUUGCACUAGUGGAUGACGAUCCUGAGAUCGGUUCUCUCAACGCUCACUUGCCUGGUGAGCCAGCUCAGGCCAUAGUGGUGACUCCAGGGCAAGAGAAUAUAGAUGUGAAGAACAACAUACUAGCCAUUAUGCCUCACUACUAUGGAAGGAAAAUCGAGAGCCCAUAUGACUUCCUAUAUGAUUUCUGCAAAAUCUGUGGAAUUCAGAAACGUCCAAAUGGAUCAAAUGAGGACGACUACAGACUCAGGGUCAUCCCUUUCACGUUAAAAGGAGAAGCAGAUACUUGGUUUAUGAGGUUGCUUCCAAAUUCCAUCAGGACGUGGGCUGAUUUCAGAUCCCAGUUUUUGGAUUACUUUUUUCCUUCCACGAGGACCAAUGCUCUGAAGAAGAAGAUACAAGGAGCUCAUCAGGAUUGCGAUGAAACUCUGAAUCAGUACUGGAGUAGGUUUAAGGGGACGUUGGAUGCUUACCCAAACAACCACAUGGUGGAGGCAAAAAUCUUUAAUAACUUUUAUGAAGGAAUGACACCCGAGAGCAAGGAUCUGAUGAAUUCCUUGAGUGGUGGUGAUUUCUCAAAGUUGAAGGUGAGUGAAGCGAAAAGGGUGCUUGAUAGGCUGGUUAACGCCAAGAAGGCUUAUGACUCGCCCAGGGCCCUAAUAGUGAGACGAGUAGCAACAAAUACAACUGUAGGAAUGACUGAAGACAUGAUGGAUGUUCGAAUGGAUAGGUUGGAGAAGGCGAUACUGACUGCCAUGGAGAAAAACAACCCAUCUGCUCAUGCGGAGAAAGUGAAGACUGUAUCGAGUCAGGAGAAGGUGUAUUCGAGUUAUAGACCUCCAAGGGAACAAGAUUUUCAAGCACAUGUGAAUGCGGUUGGGAAUUGGAAUCAGAACAGUAACUGGAAUCCUUGGAAAAUUAAGGAUGCUCCAUGGAGGGAUCACCCCAAUUUCAGGUGGUCGGAUCCGAACACAGCCCAAAAACCACCAUCGGCGAUCACCUACCAACAACCACCAGCGGUGAGUUAUCAGCAACCACCAGCCAUCAAUUAUCCACAACAGUCAGAAGGGCAGCCCCAGUGGCAAAACUGUAACCAUGAUGGACAGAACAACUGGAAUAAAAACAGGGGACAAGGGAACCAACCUAAUUAG
Salvia splendens (bonfire salvia) is the source of this 1152-nucleotide messenger RNA. RefSeq lists its product as uncharacterized. The record is from RefSeq and is a predicted model, not a curated record. The transcript has a single exon. Lineage: Eukaryota; Viridiplantae; Streptophyta; Magnoliopsida; Lamiales; Lamiaceae. The coding region runs from base 1 to 1152 and encodes 383 amino acids.